ACGAUCGUUAUCGUAAUUGUUAAUUAAAACAACUUAAAAUUUGCUUAAAAAAUGCUCCUUAAGAAACUAUUUACUAUAGUUUUCGUACGUACCGACACGCAAGUACUCUUAGGUUUGAAGAAACGCGGUUUCGGCGUAAACAAGUGGAACGGUUUUGGCGGUAAAGUCGAGCCCAAUGAAACAAUAGUGGAAGCAGCCGUGCGAGAGUUGAAAGAAGAAUGUUGUCUUAUCGUUAAAAAGAGCGACAUGAAGAAUAUUGGCCACCUAGAAUUUACGUUUGAAGGUGAAUCGACAAUGAUGGACGUGAGAGUAUUUAGUACAACCGUUUACGAAGGAACGCCUACGGAAACAGAAGAAAUGCUCCCCAAAUGGUACAAUAAUGAUGAAAUCCCAUAUAAAGACAUGUGGCUUGACGAUGCGAUAUGGUACCCAUACAUGUUAAAGGGAAAGCUUUUCUAUGGAAAGUUUCAUUAUCAGGGACAUGAAAAAAUUAUAAAUUAUAAUGUUGAAGAGUUGCAGUCCAUGGAGGAUUUUUAUGCUAACAGGAAAUGAAGUAUAAUCUGGAGCCUAGACAGUGUUAAUAUCUGAUUGUAGUAACUGUUUGCUGUUAACAUUUAAGAUCCAACUUUAAUUUUGAUAAAAAUAUAUUAUCAUAACAAAAUUAAGUAUAAUAGGCAUGCUUGCCUUACUUUAGUAUUAUUUCAAGUGAUUUAUUAUGUAACAUGUCAUUAUAAGAUUGUUUCUUAGGCUGUGAUACAACUUAGUUGUUCCUAAUAAUGUCAAAGUAACUAAUUAAAUACCAUUAAUUAAUUUGAUAUUCUCUGUUUUCUUGCCUUUCUCAUUUAAUGCCAAUAUGUGUUGCUUACAAAUCCUUUAAUGUUCUGCCUUGUCACUCAAACUCAUACAAAUUAUAAUUGCUUUAGUAUGUUUGAUUUAACUAUACUAUCAUCUAGUAUAAUAGUAGUUCCCAACCUGGGGGUAAAACAACUGGUAUAAUAUUAUGGGGGUUAUGUGAUAAGCCGAACAAAAAAUCUUAGAUUUUAACUACUAUUUUUACAAUCACUGCAAAUCUAUCAGUCAAUUUGUAUAAGA
Messenger RNA from Leguminivora glycinivorella, 1092 nucleotides. Its product is annotated as oxidized purine nucleoside triphosphate hydrolase-like. The record is from RefSeq and is a predicted model, not a curated record. Gene Ontology annotation, molecular function: 8-oxo-7,8-dihydroguanosine triphosphate pyrophosphatase activity. NCBI's taxonomy places the organism in Eukaryota, Metazoa, Arthropoda, Insecta, Lepidoptera, Tortricidae. Gene Ontology annotation, biological process: DNA protection. The transcript has a single exon. The coding region runs from base 52 to 552 and encodes 166 amino acids.